Molecule: messenger RNA, 1669 nt
Organism: Glycine soja
Lineage: Eukaryota; Viridiplantae; Streptophyta; Magnoliopsida; Fabales; Fabaceae
Product: WD repeat-containing protein 25-like
Exons: 4
Coding region: 93-1367 (424 amino acids)
Molecular function (GO): protein binding
Source: RefSeq, a predicted model, not a curated record
ACAUUUUUAGUGACUGUGACAAAACCUCAUCAUAUUCUAACCCUGUAACUUAAACAAGAGAGAAGAAGGAAUAGAACGUGCGCGAAGCAAACAUGGAUCUUCUGUGCAACGCUUAUUCGAAUGCCUCAGACGACGAAGAAGAAGAACAACCAAAACGACAGAGAGUAUCACUCUCUUCCCCUAACCCGCCAAAACGACACCUUCCUUUGUCUUCUCCUCCUUCAUUCAACAACCAAACACAAGCUCCCAUGCUCGGAAGAUACAUUUCCAAACGACAGCGCGCAUUGAUGGGCUCCACCCCUGCCCCUCUUCCUGAACCGGUUCCUGUUCCGUCUCCGUUCACGCUAUCUGGGAGUAUCUUGGAUGCUGAUAUACACCAUAAUAUUUUAUCAUUGUUGAAAAGUAAAGCAAAGGGUCAUCAAAGCCCAAACCUGAUAUCUGAAAAGCUAUCUGCGACUCUAUACGGGCAUACAAAAGCUGUCAAUGCUAUACAUUGGUCAUCAAGUCAUGCUCACCUCCUUGCAUCUGCUGGGAUGGAUCAUGCGGUUUGCAUAUGGAAUGUAUGGAGCAGAAAUCAGAAGAAAGCAUGUGUGCUAAACUUCCACAAUGCAGCAGUCAAAGAUGUGAAAUGGUCUCAGCAAGGGCACUUCCUACUUUCUUGUGGGUAUGAUUGCACGUCUAGGUUAAUUGAUGUUGAAAAGGGAUUGGAGACUCAGGUUUUCAGAGAAGAUCAAAUUGUUGGAGUUAUAAAGUUCCAUCCAGACAAUUCAAAUCUCUUCCUUUCUGGAGGGUCAAAGGGCCAGAUCAAACUUUGGGAUGCCAGAACUGGCAAAGUAGUGCACAAUUAUAAUCGAAAUUUAGGUCCAAUUCUGGAUGUUGAGUUCACAAUGAAUGGGAAGCAAUUCAUUUCUUCUAGUGAUGUAUCUCAAAGUAAUGCCAGCGAGAAUGCUAUUAUUGUUUGGGAUGUGUCAAGAGAGAUACCAUUGUCUAAUCAGGUUUAUGUGGAAGCUUAUACAUGUCCCUGUGUGAGGCGCCACCCAUUUGAUUCAACUUUUGUUGCCCAAUCAAAUGGGAAUUAUGUUGCAAUCUUUACUACCAACCCACCUUACAGACUCAACAAAUGUAAGCGAUAUGAGGGACAUGUGGUCUCUGGGUUCCCAGUCAAGUGCAAUUUCAGCUUGGAUGGGAAAAAACUCGCUUCUGGCUCUUCAGAUGGUUCUAUCUACCUUUAUGAUUAUCAGUCAUCCAAAGUUGUGAAGAAAAUCAAGGCCCAUGACCAGGCAUGCAUAGAUGUUGCCUUCCACCCUGUUAUACCUAAUGUUAUUGCUUCAUGCUCAUGGGAUGGAAGUAUUUUGGUAUUUGAGUAGUCAGUCUUUAAUUUUCUCAAAGGGAAAGCAUUUGGUUACUACUAGAAAAUGACUUGCUAGGAGAGUGGAAAACUCUAGCCUUCUCUUAGUCUAGGCAGCUGUUUCUAGUUUGUUAGAUACCGUGUGAAUUAUGAAACCUUCUCCACAAGUCAAUGUUUGCUUAAAUGUGUACCCUUUUACUGUUGUACUGUGGAUUUAAUGUUUGUUCACUCAUAUUACAACUAUAGUGAAUCAUGGUGUGAAUUGUUUAAAAAGCAGUUUAAAGUAUUUACCAGAAGUGAGAAAUCUUGGUAACUAUGAUU